AAACUUGUCGCUGACUAGCUGUAAGCUCUAUAUACUCUUUCAGCAGCCACCGUAAAAACCCAUGUGAGACUCUCACUUUCCUUAUUCUUCUUCCAAUCCCAUUUUUCUUCUUUCAGCACUCUUCCUUGCUUCUACUGUCUUUCGGGUCAUUUCUGAUGGACCCUAAGUUCGCCGGAAAGCCCAUUCAGGCCCAAUUUUAUUCGGGUCAAACCGACCUCGAUCAGAUGCAGGAUACGCCAACCCGUGGGGCACGCCACCGCCGGGCACAAUCCGAAACCUUUUUCCGCUUUCCGAGUUUCGAUGAUGAUAUGCUACUAGACGACGUCGUUUCAGACUUUAGUCUCGAUGUUCAGGCGCCUACCCUUAUGCAGCCAGCUAAUUCGCCUGAUUCUUCGUCUACUGGACCGGCGUUGUCGGCUGGACCUUCCGAUAAUCCUAAGCCGCUGGCUCACUACCGUAGUCUAUCUGUUGAUGCUGAUUUUUUCGAUGGACUGGAUUUUAGUGCUGUGCCGACGGAGAAGAAGAUGAUGGGUUCUGAGCCACGUCAUAGGCAUAGCAAUUCAAUGGAUGGGUCUUUUGAUACGUCGUCGUUUGAGUCUGAAUCGCUUUCUGUCAAGAAGGCUAUGGCUCCUGAUAGGCUUGCUGAGCUGUCCUUGAUUGAUCCCAAAAGAGCCAAAAGGAUCCUAGCAAACAGACAAUCUGCUGCACGUUCUAAGGAGCGAAAAACUCGUUAUACUAGUGAGCUAGAGAGGAAAGUGCAGACUCUGCAAACUGAAGCCACCACUCUAUCUGCUCAGAUCACAGUUCUACAGAGAGACACUUCUGGAUUAAAUGCUGAAAACAAAGAACUGAAAUUUCGGUUGCAAGCUUUGGAACAACAAGCACACCUUAGAGAUGCUCUAAAUGAAACGUUGAGGGAAGAACUGCAGCGUCUCAAGAUUGAAGCAGGCCAACUUCCAGGUGCUAAUGGAAAUAGAGGAAUGCGUCCUCGUUUACCUCCCCAACCACAGUCCUUCGUUCAAUGUGGUAAUCUCCAUGCACAACACCAGCAGCCACACAUUCCCCGUUCGCCUGCAAGUAACCAAACUGUCUCUGGGCAAUCUCAAAAUAGCUUCUUCAACUUCAAUAGGGCUUGAAUGUCUCAAUUGCGACUGGUGUGGUUGGUAAUUUAUCAAGUAGAGGGAUUUGUAAAUAUUGGUAUAUGUAGAUUGUAGAUUGUUAAGGGUUAUUGAACAAGUAUUGUUCAGCUCAAUAUCUUGUAACUUAUCAAUAUUUGCUACAUCUUGUUAAAACAUUUUACAUUAUCACAUACAAUGUAUUCUUUCGAUAA
Solanum dulcamara is the source of this 1330-nucleotide messenger RNA. RefSeq names its product transcription factor VIP1-like. The record is from RefSeq and is a predicted model, not a curated record. The coding region runs from base 156 to 1136 and encodes 326 amino acids. Gene Ontology annotation, biological process: regulation of DNA-templated transcription. The transcript has 4 exons. NCBI's taxonomy places the organism in Eukaryota, Viridiplantae, Streptophyta, Magnoliopsida, Solanales, Solanaceae. Gene Ontology annotation, cellular component: nucleus. Gene Ontology annotation, molecular function: DNA-binding transcription factor activity.